Molecule: messenger RNA, 1803 nt
Organism: Puntigrus tetrazona (Sumatra barb)
Lineage: Eukaryota; Metazoa; Chordata; Actinopteri; Cypriniformes; Cyprinidae
Product: transcription factor 7-like 1-A
Exons: 11
Coding region: 170-1747 (525 amino acids)
Biological process (GO): regulation of transcription by RNA polymerase II; generation of neurons; canonical Wnt signaling pathway
Cellular component (GO): beta-catenin-TCF complex
Molecular function (GO): RNA polymerase II cis-regulatory region sequence-specific DNA binding; DNA-binding transcription factor activity, RNA polymerase II-specific
Source: RefSeq, a predicted model, not a curated record
CUCUUUGAUCUUCGCUGUUCUAAAGCUCGGCUGUUUGUUACUUUCAAGUCGCGCCGAUCGUCACAGCAUAAAGAACUUUUCCUCUCUCCCGCGAGUCUCAAACGCUCUUCCGAGCGCGGAAAACAGCGACGACGACAAUCAAAAGUGCGUUAAUAAAGUUCGCUCGAAUAUGCCGCAGCUGAACGGUGGAGGGGGAGAUGAUCUCGGGGCGAAUGAUGAGAUGAUCGCGUUUAAAGAUGAAGGAGAUCACGAGGAGAAGAUCCGAGAGAGCGCGUUCACGGAGAGCGACUUGGCUGAUCUCAAAUCAUCUCUGGUCAAUGAAUCCGAGAUCAGCCAGAACUCAAACUCAGCCGUGAUCAGAAGAGGACAGCAGGAAGUUCAGAGAAUCUACGCCGAUAAACGAGAACAUCUGGACGACGUGCCCAAGCAUCAAGAUGGUGGAAUGUACAAAGCGCCGUAUUCUGGAUACCCGUUCCUGAUGCUGCCUGAGCCGUAUCUCCCGAACGGACCCGUCUCUCCAUCUUCCAAUAAGGUUCCAGUGGUACAACACCCCCAUCAUGUUCAUCCCCUUACACCACUGAUUACCUACAGCAAUGAACACUUCUCCCCUGGGACGCCUCCCUCUCACCUCUCGCCGGAAAUUCUUGACCCAAAGACAGGCAUACCAAGGACCCCUCACCCUUCAGAGCUGUCCCCGUAUUACCCGCUCUCUCCUGGGGCAGUUGGACAGAUCCCUCACCCUCUAGGAUGGCAAGGCCAACAUAUGUACUCCAUCCCUCCUGGGGGCUUCAGACACCCCUACCCUGCACUCGCCAUGAACGCCUCCAUGUCUAGUCGUUUCUCUCCUCACAUGGUGCCUCAUCCUCCUCAUGGCCUGCACCAGACGGGCAUCCCUCACCCAGCCAUUGUGUCGCCUGCCAUCAAACAGGAGCCCAGCGCCGACAACGGCAGCAACUCGACACACGGAAAGCCCUCGGUGCCUGUGAAAAAAGAGGAAGAGAAGAAGCCUCACAUCAAGAAGCCCUUAAAUGCCUUUAUGCUCUACAUGAAGGAAAUGAGGGCCAAAGUAGUGGCCGAAUGCACCCUGAAAGAGAGCGCAGCCAUCAACCAGAUCUUGGGCAGAAGGUGGCACUCUCUUUCACGUGAGGAACAGGCCAAAUACUACGAACUCGCCAGGAAAGAACGGCAGCUGCACUCUCAGCUUUAUCCGGGCUGGUCUGCGCGAGACAACUACGGAAAGAGGAAGAAACGGAAGAGAGACAAUAAACCUGAUUCCCCACAAGAGAGUAACUUCUCACCCCAGCCCAAGAAGCAGUGCGUCCCGUACCUGCCGUCCGACAAAAUGUGUGACAGCCCUACCUCCUCUCACGGCAGCAUGCUGGACUCGCCCGCCACGCCGUCCGCCGCCCUGGCAUCGCCGGCAGCCCCCGCAGCCACUCACUCGGAGCAGGCUCAGCCCCUGUCCCUCACCACCAAACCGGAGGGCAGAGCCCACCACCCCCACUUCCCCCUGCCAGGGAAAGCCUCGGGCUCCAGCUCCUCGUCCUCGUCCAGCUCCACCGCUUCCCAUCCGAGCAUCUCCCUCCACAGCCAGUCGGCGGCCCUCCUGAGCCGCCCCAUCCCCUUCACCACCCUGCCUCCUUCCCUGCUCUCCCCGUCCUCGCCGUUCCACCAGGCAGCCCUACAUUCCCAUCAUGCCUUGCUGCAAACACAACCUCUCUCUCUGGUCACCAAAUCAGUAGAGUGAAUGGAAAAAACUACAAACUUUUUACACUUGUAUAUUGCUUUUUUUGUUUUUGUUUU